Molecule: messenger RNA, 3256 nt
Organism: Solanum lycopersicum (tomato)
Lineage: Eukaryota; Viridiplantae; Streptophyta; Magnoliopsida; Solanales; Solanaceae
Product: inositol polyphosphate multikinase alpha
Biological process (GO): inositol phosphate biosynthetic process
Cellular component (GO): nucleus; cytoplasm
Molecular function (GO): inositol-1,4,5-trisphosphate 3-kinase activity; inositol tetrakisphosphate kinase activity
Source: RefSeq, a predicted model, not a curated record
AUCUUUUUUUUUUUUUUUGGGUAAAAGAGAUUCAUAAAUCUGCUUCAUGUUAAAGUUACAAUUUGUUUAUUUGUUUGAACAAAUUUCAGUGUUCUGCAAUCUUUUGCCUGUGUUCUAGCUAUGCAGUUCUUUAGAGGUCAAAUCCAAGAUCUAGAAGUAGGGGAUGUACUAUUUAACAUAGACAUUAGGCAUAAUCAGGUACGAAAGGUAUGCACGUCUAGACAUCUCAGCUCGUCUCCACUGACAUGCUAGUUGAAGACUCCAACUUACAAAAUAAUUAUUUGGGUACCUCUAAAAUUUAUGUGUCACAUCAACAUAAGUGUCCACGAGACAUAGUGGGGAUGAGUUAAGAGUGUUAAGUUGUUAGCUGAGAACAAGUUGAGGUGUCUAGAUGUGCACUUUCAAAGUUAGAGAACGAGUUGGAGUGUUAAGUUGUUAGUUGAGACCAAGUUGGGGUGUUUAGAUGUGCACUAUCAAAAUUGGAGAACGAGUUGGAGUGUUAAUUUGUCAGUUGAGACCAAGUGGAGGUGUCUAGAUUUGCACUCUCAAAGUUGGAGGGUGAGUCGGAGACUUGAAGCGUUUAAUUGUCAGUUGAGAUUAUGUUGAGGUGUCUAGAUUUGCACUCUCAAAGGUGGAAUGUUUUCUUACCAGCUGUGGUCAAAUUUGAGUGUCUAUUUAUGUAUUAUGCCUUAAAUAUAUACUUACUUUUGAAAUUUUUUUGAAGUUCUCUAUGUAGCUUAUUGUCCAUGUUUGAGGUUGUGUUGGAUCUGCCUCUGCAUCUAUUCAAAAUGUCAAAAUUACUGCAAACUUUACUAGAAUACAAGUGGUUUAAGUUUUUCCCGGCCCAAUAAAAUUGCAUGACUACUUUUUACCCUCUUAAAUGCAAAAAUGGCUAGUGCUUUCAUGGUUAUGUUUUGAGCUUGUGCUCAUAUUUGUUAAUGAAGAGUAUGUUCUUCAUACAACCUCUUUCACAUUUUUCUAUCAUAAUCUACUUUUACUGUAGAGCAAAAUGGAUACGGAUGUUUCAUUUAACUGUGUUUAACUCAUUCUAUAUUGAUGCAUACAGAGUCGGAGAUAGGAUUUUCAAUAAGGGGUUCAAAAUCUGUAGAAAUAGAUAGUCGAAGUGGGUUUGAAUACUAUAUAUACAUAUAAACUUAUUUUAACCAUGCAUAAAUAAUAUAAUUUUCCGUCAAAGGGGGUUCAGAUGAACCCCCUUGUAUGAAGGUAGCUCUGCCCCUUGGAUGCGUAUCUGAUUGAUAUAUUAACUUAUUCCAUGGAGUUGUAUGGAUACAAAUGAUUCAUAUUGUACUCCAACUAAUUCGGGAUUCAGCUUACUUGAUUCACAUAUGCCAACUUAUUCAUUUGAGGCUAUGUAUUAAACAUAUUUCUGCAAAUAACUCGUGUAAUUCCACAAGAAUGUGUCUUCAAGCUUGCUUGCAUCUUGCAUUUCUAACUUGUUUCCUGUUCUUUUUCCUUAUUUAACUAUUUUCUACAUGCUGUAAUAAUCCUUUUAUUAUUUUCACUCUUGCGUGUGUAAAUAUAAUAUAGGUUAAAUACGUGGUGUUUGUCCUAGAAAUGAAUUAUCCAAAAUGAGAAAUAUGUGGUUGUCCUUGUGGAUACUAGUUUUUAAAUCCAUCUAUCCAUCUGUAGUUGAACCCAUAUUGAAAUCAUUGUCGGUGAUGGGACCAGGUGAAAGCAAGCCUACCCUAGAAGAUAAGUUUGUGUUGCCAACAAUCAAACCUUAUGGUUCUUGCUCCAUUCAGGGACUUGUAAACUGACAACAAGUGGAAACACUUUGUGUGUCGGAGACUUUAAUUACAAGAAAAUUGCACUUCUGUUUAAUUUCUGAAGUACUUCACUUUCUGUGAAGAUGCUUAAGGUCCCUCAGCAUCAAGUUGCAGGGCACGAAGCGGGCAUCGGGAAGCUUGGUCCCCUCGUGGAUGAAUCAGGGCGCUUCUACAAGCCUCUGCAAGGUGAUGAACGAGGGGCCAGUGAGGUUGCAUUCUAUACUUCAUUGUCUACUAACAGUGGGAUCCCGGAACACAUUCAAAGAUUUUUUCCCACCUUUUAUGGAACUCAGCUCGUAGAAGCAUCUGAUGGAUCUGGCUUGCUACCUCACUUGGUCUUGGAAGAUCUUGCUCUAGGUCGUGUCAAUCCAUCGAUAAUGGACAUUAAGAUUGGUUCAAGAACCUGGGCACCCGAAGCAUCCGAGAAAUAUAUUCAGAAGUGCUUAAAAAAAGAUCGAGAAUCGUCAAGCCUUUCAUUAGGAUUCAGAAUAUCGGGGUUGCAAAUCUAUAGAAGCAAAGAACUAGGAUUAUGGAAGCCUGGAAAGAAAGCUGCUCAGAAACUCUCUAGAGAGGAAGUCAAGUUAGUCCUGAGAAGGUUUGUUUCUUCAAACACAUUGAAUGAUUUGGAUUCGAGACCAGACUGCGCUUUCGCAUCAACUGUUUAUGGUGGAUCUACUGGCAUUUUAUCUCAGUUACUGGAGCUUAAAGCUUGGUUUGAGGAUCAAACUAUAUUCCAUUUGUAUUCUUGCUCAAUUCUGGUGAUUUUUGAAAAAGAGUUGGCAUUGAAAGGAAAGAAUCCAGGUGCACAAAUCAAACUGAUUGACUUUGCUCAUGUUUACGAAGGACGAGGUGUCAUUGAUCAUAACUUCUUGGGUGGUCUCUGCUCAUUGAUAAAAUUCAUUUCUGAAAUUCUCACUGCUCCUAAUGAGUGCGGAAUAGAAGUUUCUGCAAAAGCUGAUCAUAAGAACCUUACCGCUGAUAAUGGUGUUGUAGCUGAUCAUAAGAACCUUACCGACUCUGAUAAUGGUGUUGUAGCUAUUCAGAAGAAUCUUACCACUUCUGAUAACGGUGUUGUAGCUGAUCAGAAGAACCUUACCGUCUCUGAUAAUGGUGUUUUAGCUGAUCAGAAAAACCUUACCGUGUCUGAUGAUAACUGUGUUGUAGCUGAUCAGAAUGGUGUUAGCUGAUACAACUCAAACUCUUGUUGGAACCAUUUUUCAGCCUGGAUUCCAACAAUGCCACAUUUUCCGCAGAUAAUUUGCCUGAAUUGUUCAAUUCGGAGUCCUAUGCAAUGCUUCUAUGGGUCUUUUAAGAUUCUUCUGUAGUGCACUGAACUUAUGAUUUGUAGUCAUUGUAUUACAUAUUUGCUACAUUAACUCAGCUGAGCUUUGAACUCUUUUCUUUUGUAGAUUAGGAGGCAAAGAACAUUUUCUAAUGGAAGAGCACUAAUUUAUAACUGUUAAAACUUA